This is a messenger RNA of Strongylus vulgaris, 335 nucleotides long. The record is from the annotation of a GenBank genome assembly. Lineage: Eukaryota; Metazoa; Nematoda; Chromadorea; Rhabditida; Strongylidae.
AUGAGAAAAUGUGGAGGGGAUGGACUCAAGGAGAGCAUAGAUAGACUAGAGAGUGUUAGCUCUGAAAUUCUUGACAUGGACCUCGGAGACCAUCUUUCUGAAAAACUCGGAAUGAAGCCGGUCCUGUGCCAAGGUGAUAUGUGGUCAACGAAUAUGAUAUGGAGGCAAGGCGAUAAGGGCAUAGAACUUGCUGCUAUCGUUGAUUUCCAGCUGAAGCAAGCUUACAAGCUGUUCUUUCCAUUGGGGGCAUUUUUGAUUGUGCCCAUGAUUGGUCCUCUGUUUCAGUUUGCCAACAACCGCGAUGAUGUGGAAUACAAGGCGAAAGUAGGUUAAAU